Messenger RNA from Prunus dulcis (almond), 852 nucleotides. Its product is annotated as probable RNA methyltransferase At5g51130. NCBI's taxonomy places the organism in Eukaryota, Viridiplantae, Streptophyta, Magnoliopsida, Rosales, Rosaceae. Gene Ontology annotation, biological process: snRNA modification. The coding region runs from base 1 to 852 and encodes 283 amino acids. The record is from RefSeq and is a predicted model, not a curated record. Gene Ontology annotation, molecular function: O-methyltransferase activity; RNA methyltransferase activity; snRNA binding. The transcript is spliced from 9 exons.
AUGGGCUUUGUGAUUGGGGCGAACUCCAUAAGUAUAGCCGAACGGCUAUACAAAAGUAAGAAGCGCAAAGAGAUUUGCCCUUACGGAAACUACAAACACUACUACGGCUAUCGAAUUGGUCAAGAACUGGAGGAAGAUCCUAGAUUGAAGGUUUUCAAGAAGGAAUGGUUCCAAGGCAAGGAUUGUCUCGACAUUGGCUGCAAUUCUGGAAUUAUGACCAUUCAAAUUGCCAAAAAAUUCUGCUGCCAGAGCAUUCUUGGAGUUGACAUUGACGCCAAUCAAAUUCAGGAUGCAUACUGGCACAUCAGGAAAUUUUUGAAAAUGGAGGAUGCUAGAAAGGUGCCUGGAAAGUCUUCUAAGUUGGAGGAUGCAAAUGGUUCAGAGAGCAGUAUCAAAGGUUCAUUAAAGGAAGAGAGGAAGGAGAUCCCAAGGAAUUGUUGUGCUGAGGAGAAAAAUCGGCUUGACAUAGUAUCUUUCCAAAAAGAAGAUUUUGUUAAUACUCGUGAUCCACCAAAGAAGCAUUAUGAUACCAUUAUUUGUUUGAGUGUAACAAAAUGGAUUCAUUUGAAUUGGGGUGAUGAUGGAUUGAUUGCAUUAUUUACAAAGGUUUGGAGGCUACUAAAUCCGGGUGGAAUUUUUGUGUUGGAACCUCAACCUUGGAAGUCAUAUGAAAAUAAUUACAAAGUUUCUGAGACAACCAGAACCAAUUAUAAAAAUCUUAAGUUCCAUCCGGAAUAUUUUCAAGACUUACUUCUGGACAAGAUUGGAUUUAAAACAGUGGAGAAUGUCACUUCCGGCGUGUCGGGCAGCAAAACUGGAUUCAACAGACCAAUUUUAGUGUUCCGCAAAUGA